AUGGGGCAGGAGGGUGAGGACAUCAGCCCCCUGACCUUGCUUGGGCCUCUUUCCCAGCUCCUUGCCGGGCCCACAGCCACGGCCACAAUGGUGGCCCAGAAGCUCAGCCACUUCCUGACCAGUUUGCGGCAGGUUCACCAGGAGCCUCGGCCAUCUGUGCAGCCAGAGCCUGUGUUCACAGUGGACCGAGCCGAGGUGCCGCCCCUCUUCUGGAAGCCGUACAUCUAUGUGGGCUACCGGCCGCUCCAUCGGACCUGGCGCUUCUACUUCCGCACGCUGUUCCAGCAACACAAUGAGGCGGUGAAUGUCUGGACUCACCUGCUGGCGGCCCUGGUGCUGCUGCUACGGCUGGCCAUCUUUGUGGGGACCGUGGACUUCUGGGGAGACCCACACGCCCUGCCCCUCUUCUUGAUUGUCCUUGCCUCCUUCACCUACCUCUCCCUCAGUGCCUUGGCUCACCUCCUGCAGGCCAAGUCCGAGUUCUGGCAUUAUAGCUUCUUCUUCUUGGACUAUGUGGGUGUGGCUGUGUACCAGUUUGGCAGUGCCCUGGCACACUUCUAUUACGCCAUUGAGCCCGCCUGGCAUGCCCAGGUGCAGACCAUUUUCCUGCCCAUGGCUGCCUUUCUCGCCUGGCUUUCCUGCACUGGCUCCUGCUACAACAAGUACAUCCAGAAGCCCGGCCUGCUGGGCCGCACUUGCCAGGAGGUGCCCUCGGCCCUGGCCUAUGCACUGGACAUCAGCCCCGUGGCGCACCGCAUCCUCGUGUCCCCCGACCCUGCCAUGGAUGACCCAGCUCUUCUCUACCACAAAUGCCAGAUGGUUUUCUUUCUGCUGGCUGCCGCUUUCUUCUCUGCUUUCAUGCCUGAGCGCUGGUUCCCUGGCAGCUGCCACGUCUUUGGGCAGGGCCACCAGCUCUUCCAUGUCUUCUUGGUGCUGUGCACACUGGCUCAGCUGGAGGCCGUGGCACUGGACUAUGAGGCCCGGCGGCCCAUCUAUGAGCCUCUGCACACCCGCUGGCCCCACAACUUCUCCGGCCUCUUCUUGCUUACCGUAGGCAGCAGCAUCCUCACGGCAUUCCUCCUGAGCCAGCUGGUACGGCGCAAACUCAAUGUCGAUCGGAAGACCCAGUGA
Messenger RNA from Hippopotamus amphibius kiboko, 1131 nucleotides. It is a transcript of the gene PAQR7, whose product is annotated as progestin and adipoQ receptor family member 7. Gene Ontology annotation, cellular component: plasma membrane. Bases 1 to 1131 code for a protein of 376 amino acids. The record is from RefSeq and is a predicted model, not a curated record. Gene Ontology annotation, molecular function: steroid binding; nuclear steroid receptor activity. Lineage: Eukaryota; Metazoa; Chordata; Mammalia; Artiodactyla; Hippopotamidae. The transcript has a single exon. Gene Ontology annotation, biological process: response to steroid hormone.